Messenger RNA from Dioszegia hungarica, 1407 nucleotides. RefSeq lists its product as uncharacterized. Gene Ontology annotation, biological process: double-strand break repair via nonhomologous end joining. Bases 1 to 1407 code for a protein of 468 amino acids. Gene Ontology annotation, molecular function: DNA binding; DNA-directed DNA polymerase activity. The record is from RefSeq and is a predicted model, not a curated record. Gene Ontology annotation, cellular component: nucleus. NCBI's taxonomy places the organism in Eukaryota, Fungi, Basidiomycota, Tremellomycetes, Tremellales, Bulleribasidiaceae. The transcript is spliced from 9 exons.
AUGCUGUCCCGCGCUGUCACGCUCGGCUUUCGGGCUCUCCGACCCGCCAUCCUCAAGAGCCGGCAUGGUUGGAUUCGUGCUUCGUCGCUCCCCGUUCCGCGGGCCUGCAUUGGCGCCCGGUACAUCUCUGCUACUACUGUGCCCCGCUUUGUGUCCCAUGAGGACCCCAAAGACGUCGAUAGCCCCGAUGACGCGGCGCCAGGCGAAACCGACCCUGCGGCUACGCCGGACAAUGAAAUCGAAGUGUCAGAGGAAGCGAAGGAGGAGGCGGAAGUCAAGGUCAUACCGCCGGCCAUCCAUGAACUACUCCUGGCUAUUGGACCAGACUAUAGAUAUCGUGUCCUCGAUACUACCAACUUGUUGCGGACGCUCAAGGACGUACAGUCCCUCUAUGGGUUCUGCAACAGGAGUACGAUCCCCGAGGAGAUGAAAGCUGUCAUUGUGGCGCUACACCCCCUCUGCUAUCCCAGCGUCGAUGCUGGCCCGAGGGAGAGCGUCAGUGUCAGGGAGAUCGAGGACGUCUGGCCCCACAGAUGCGGCCAAUCCAAGGAGAUGCUCGCGCUUGACGAUACCGAGCGUGCAGCUGUCAGCUUCAACAAGAUGCUCUUUUUCGGGUCGGCCUCCGCUGGACACUGCGCUGAUACUAGACUGGGGCUCGCACUGUCCAGGAACUCGUGGCUAAUUUGGGUCGCGUGGGGGGCGGAAGCUGCAGUCGAGGCAGAAGCAAUCAAGUAUCACUCCGACAUGGAAAAGAUCAUUCAUCGCUCGGAGAUCAAGGCCCUUGGAGAUCGCAUCGCAGACGCCCUGAGGACCUCGGACGAGCAGUACACCUGUGAAUUGCUCGGCGGAUACAGGCGUGGGGAAGAAUACUCGCCGGUCAUCAAUAUCAUGAUCUCGCGCCCAUCGUACGUCGUGGACGACCCAUACCUGCGGACGAAGGGGAUCCACCCUUUCGGUCUCAUGGGUGAGAUCAAGCGAGUACUCGAGGACGGCUACAUGCUUCACCCGAAGAAGAUCUUCACUGGAGGCGAAAAGCACAUCAUCGCACUCACGCGGCUUGACUCUGACUCACCUCAUCGGCAGCUCAAUAUCCACCUCUGUCCUACUCAGUCGCUGCCCAAUAUGCGUCUAUGGUAUACCGGUGACCAGCGGCUUGUGCGAUUCCUAAUGUCCGAGGCUCGUCGGGGCGGGAACAUGUUGAGCGAGUACGCCAUUAGCGAUAUGAGCGCGGGGCAUGACCUGACGCGCAUAGGCACGGACAUCAUGGUCAAAGACGAGCAGGAGAUUUUCCAGCUUCUUGGUGUACCUUGGCUUGAGCCAACCGAGCGCUCGAAUGUCAAAUACGGGGAUGCUCUGGCGAUGUUCAACCAGGACAGAUUGGACGAGGCAGUGGCACCGAUGGCUUGA